This is a messenger RNA of Zea mays, 1629 nucleotides long. RefSeq lists its product as uncharacterized. Gene Ontology annotation, molecular function: O-acetyltransferase activity. The record is from RefSeq and is marked validated. NCBI's taxonomy places the organism in Eukaryota, Viridiplantae, Streptophyta, Magnoliopsida, Poales, Poaceae. Gene Ontology annotation, cellular component: Golgi apparatus.
GCGGCCACCGGCUUAUUCAAGAGCACCAAAAGGGGUUUCGGCAUGGAUGGAUAGCACACAGCGAGCGAGCGAGAGCGGUGAGCCCGGCCACCAGCGCCGGAGGCCGUCGUCGUCUUACUAGCCGACGCUCGACUUGGGCAUGAAUUGCUAGCCGCGCGGGUGAGAGAUUGCUAGGUAGCCAGCUAGGUACGGUGUGGGGAGUUGAAUCGGAGGUCUGCCGCUCGAGGCGGCGGCGGCAGAAGGCCGGUAGGAUGAAGAAGCUCCACUGGCUGGUGCGGUUCCUGUUCGGGCCGGUGCCGGUCUACUUCUCGGCGCUGGCCAUCCUCAUCGUGCUCACCAACGCGCAGUACUUCGGGCUGGUGGGCGUCGGCGUGGCGCCGCGCACCGCGAAGCUGGCCUCCUCGGCGCCCGUGGUCAGCGUCAUGAAGUACUGCGACAUCUUCCGCGGCGAGUGGGUGCCGGACGCGGAGGCGCCCUACUACAACCACAAGACGUGCCACAUGAUCCAGGAGCACCAGAACUGCCUCAAGUACGGCCGCCCCGACCUGGGCUUCCUCAAGUGGCGGUGGCGGCCCUCCGGAUGCGAGCUGCCGCGCUUCGACCCGCUGCAGUUCCUGCAGUUCGCCCGCGGGAAGUCGCUGGCCUUCGUCGGGGACUCGCUGGCGCGGAACCACAUGCAGUCGCUGCUCUGCCUCCUGUCCCAGGUGGCGUAUCCCAAGGACCUGUCGGCGAACCCGUCGGACCAGAACAAGGUGUACCACUACCGGGCGUACAACUUCACCAUCAGCAUGUUCUGGUCGCCGUUCCUGGUGCGCGCCCGGGAGCCCGACCACGACGGCCCCGCGCACACGGGCCACUGGAGCCUCUACCUGGACGAGCCCGACGACAAGUGGGUGUCCCAGAUGCCCCGCUUCGACUACGUGCUGGUGUCGGCGGCCAACUGGUUCUCCCGCCCCUCCCUCUUCUACGAGCGGCGGCGCCUCGUCGGGUGCAGCUUCUGCAGCCGCCAGUACGGCGUGCCCGACCUGACGCUCUACUACUCGCAGCGCCGCGCGUGGCGCGUGGCGCUGCGCGCCAUCAACGACCUGGAGCGCCUGCGAGGGCGCGUCAUCGUGCGCAUGCUCUCCCCGAUGUCGCACUUCGAGAACGGGACCUGGGACCACGGCGGCGACUGCAGGCGCACGCAGCCGCUGCGGGCGAACCAGACCGCCAUGGAGGGCCGCGACCUGCACUUCUACACCGCGCAGAUGGAGGAGUUCCGCGCCGCGGAGAAGGCCGCCGCCGAGAAGGGGCGGCGCCUGAUGCUCAUGGACGCCACGGCGGCGAUGCUGAUGCGGCCCGACGGCCACCCCAGCCGCUACGGGCACUGGCCCAACGAGAAGGUGCAGCUCUACAACGACUGCAUCCACUGGUGCCUCCCGGGACCCAUCGACAUCUGGAACGACAUGCUCUUCCAGAUGCUCCUCGCCUAGCAGCAAGCAGCAAAGAUUAAAAAAAAAACUCAGCAAUUCGGUCGCCGGUAACCGUGCACAGAUUGGCCUUCUUUUUUUUGCCUUGUUUCGUUUUUUUAAAAAAAGAAGAAAAUGGUGCAAUUUUGACAAGCAAGGAUUCGAAAUUCGCCGGUAACCC